AUGAAAAACUACACGAUAACAGCCUUCAUCCUGUUGGGACUGACAGACGACCCUCAGCUUCAGGUUCUGGUCUUCCUGUUUCUGUUUUUCACCUACAUGUUGAGUAUAACCGGGAAUCUGACCAUCGUAUCCCUCACUCUUUUGGACUCCCACCUCAAAACACCCAUGUACUUCUUCCUACAAAAUUUUGCCUUGUUAGAAAUUGCAUUUACAUCCUCUUGCAUCCCUAGAUAUCUGUACAACAUAGCAACAGGUGACAGAUCAAUUACCUACAACGUUUGUGUCGUUCAAGUGUUCUUUACUGAUGUCUUUGGAGUAACUGAAUUUUUCCUCCUGGCCAUCAUGUCCUAUGACCGCUACGUGGCCAUCUGCAAACCCCUGCAUUACGUGACCAUCAUGAGCAGCCAGGUCUGCAGGAGCCUUGUCCUCUGCUGCUGGGGGGCUGGCUUGGUGAUCAUACUUCCCCCACUCAUGCUGUUCCUCAAUUUGAAAUUCUGUGACUCGAAUGUCAUUGAUUAUUUUUUCUGUGACGCAUCUCCCAUCUUGAAAAUUUCAUGCUCAGAUACGUGGCUCAUAGAGCAGUUAGUGAUUGUCUGUGCAGUCCUGACCUUCAUCACCACCCUCCUGUGUGUGGUUCUGUCCUACAUAUACAUCAUCAAGACCAUUCUGAGAUUCCCUUCUGCCCAGCAAAGGAAAAGGGCCUUUUCCACCUGCUCUUCUCACAUGAUUGUGGUUUCCAUCGCCUAUGGGAGCUGCAUCUUCAUCUACGUCAAAUCUUCAGCUAAGAACUCUGUGGCUAUCAACAAGGGGGUGGCGGUGCUGAUGACGUCCAUUGCUCCCAUGCUGAACCCAUUCAUUUAUACUCUGAGAAACCAGCAAGUGAGACAAGCGUUCAGCGAUUCCUUCAAAAAGAUCACAUUGGUCUCAAAGAAGAAAGAGAAGAUGCAAGUCUAG
Molecule: messenger RNA, 954 nt
Organism: Lepus europaeus (European hare)
Lineage: Eukaryota; Metazoa; Chordata; Mammalia; Lagomorpha; Leporidae
Product: olfactory receptor 6C2-like
Exons: 1
Coding region: 1-954 (317 amino acids)
Biological process (GO): G protein-coupled receptor signaling pathway
Cellular component (GO): membrane
Molecular function (GO): olfactory receptor activity; G protein-coupled receptor activity
Source: RefSeq, a predicted model, not a curated record